CUGAGUCACUGAUAAAGAGAGGCCCCGCCCACUCCAAACUGAAUAUCUGAGCUUCAGGUGUGUAUAUAAAGAGCAUCACUUUGUCUCUCAGCUCAUACUUACCUAACAGUUGAAACGCUUGCUGGGUUCCUGAAGAUUCACUCACAUCUACGAACAACUAUCUGAUCAUCACCAUGAGGACAGCCCUGAUCGUCUGCAUCAUGCUGUGUGCUGCUUCUGCAGCUCCAGCUGAAGAGAAGGAGCAGCCUGCAGCUCCAGCUGAAGAGAAGGAGCAGCCUGCAGCUGCAGGAGGAGAGGUAGAGCACCUGGCUGCCGCUGCACCAGAUGCUGCAGAUGUUGCAGUGCCUGAGCUGCAGGAGUACCAACAGCUGCCAGAAGAUGAACUUUCUGCUCCCCAAAAUCGUUUCUUUUCCUGUCCCUCUGGUUGGGAAAAAUUCAAGGGAACCUGCUUUUUAUACGUGCACACUGCCAAGUCAUGGACUGACGCUGAGGCCCACUGUGCUGAGCAGGGAGCCCACUUGACUUCUAUUCGUAAUGCAUUUGAACACGAUUUCCUCCAGACGCUUACCCUGAAAAAAGGGGGCAGUACUGCCUGGACUGGAGGAUACUACUUCCAGAACUGGAGGUGGUUGGACCAUAGCCCCUUUAACUACAAUGGCUGGCACUAUCAACCCUCUGGCAGUUGCAACCUGUGCACCUACCUUCAGGCCUGGGUGGGCUGGGGCAGUAGUAGCUGUGGCACUCGAAGGCCUUUCAUCUGCAUGAUGAGAACUGACGGCUGCUGAAGCUGAAUCAGGGUCCUCAUAAGUUGCUUCCCCCCUGUUUGUUAAGACAGGCCUGGUGCUGAUUUUUCUUCUUUUACAAAUAAAUACAUGUUUAACAGACAAAGUUGUAAUACAAUCAUAUGACAUUAAUAAAGAAAUGCAUUCUGAUAAAA
Molecule: messenger RNA, 937 nt
Organism: Notolabrus celidotus (New Zealand spotty)
Lineage: Eukaryota; Metazoa; Chordata; Actinopteri; Labriformes; Labridae
Product: snaclec coagulation factor IX/factor X-binding protein subunit A-like
Exons: 10
Coding region: 174-785 (203 amino acids)
Molecular function (GO): signaling receptor activity
Source: RefSeq, a predicted model, not a curated record